AUGGUGCUCGCGAAGGGCGUGAAGCUGGAGGAGGAUCCGCGCGAUCCCGAGGGGAUCGUGCGGUUCAAGCGUCCGACGCUCACGGAGGCGGAGCUCGCGCAGGACGGGUACUCUCUCUUCGCGCUGAUGCUCUCGCUUCUCGGCGUCAUGCUCGGCGGGAGGAAGAUUUUCUGCUGGACGGGGGCGCUGCUCGCGGUCGCGUCGGUGGUGAACCGGCGUGCGCACGACGCGGACACGAAGCAGAUUUGGACGGCCGCGCUCUUCGGCGUCGGCGGGCUGUUCAUCAUGAUCCUCAACGGGAAGCAGGGCGAGAAAGCGCGGGCGGGAGGGUUCGACGACUGA
Molecule: messenger RNA, 342 nt
Organism: Micromonas pusilla CCMP1545
Lineage: Eukaryota; Viridiplantae; Chlorophyta; Mamiellophyceae; Mamiellales; Mamiellaceae
Exons: 1
Coding region: 1-342 (113 amino acids)
Biological process (GO): protein insertion into ER membrane
Cellular component (GO): endoplasmic reticulum membrane
Molecular function (GO): protein folding chaperone
Source: RefSeq, a predicted model, not a curated record